Lentinula edodes (shiitake mushroom) is the source of this 1650-nucleotide messenger RNA. RefSeq lists its product as uncharacterized. NCBI's taxonomy places the organism in Eukaryota, Fungi, Basidiomycota, Agaricomycetes, Agaricales, Omphalotaceae. Bases 1 to 1650 code for a protein of 549 amino acids. The record is from RefSeq and is a predicted model, not a curated record. The transcript is spliced from 4 exons.
AUGUUACCACAUAUCAGCAUUGAUGAUAGCAUUGUGAAGAAGUAUGCAUUGACCAAGGAGGAAUGGCAAGCUGUCCAGUUCGGAAUUGACAUCAAUCAUCUUUCAUAUUUUCUUCUUUUUAGGACCAAAUUGCUGGAAAGUGAGACAAACCAAAAAAUGUUUCAUGAGUGGUUACAAACACAGAAGCUGGAUUCAUUGGAGACUGCUGCGCUAGCUUGCAGAACAUUCAGAGAUGUUGCUGAAUUUUGGUCUGAUAGGAGCACAGGAGCUGAGUCCCAGUUCAAGUUGCAACACAGGACAGGUUGGAAACUAUGGACUAAAAAGUAUCAAGAAUUUUCAGAAGGCGCAUUGUCAUUUAUGCAGGACCUCAAACCACUCUUUGAUAUUGUUACGGGCAUGGGAAUACCCUAUGUUGGACUUGCCAUAGGGACAGUAACAAUGCUAUUUACAUUUUCUGGAAAGAAAAAUACUAUUGAAGAGGAACUAUCCUCUGCAAUCGAGGGUAUCAGAGACAGACUUCCGGGACUGAAGAUGUAUCAGGCAAUAUACACAGAGAACAAUGAACUUGAAUUAGAUGUGCAGAAGAAGAUAUUGUUUGCAUAUCUUGCUUUCAUUGAACUCUCUAUGGAAAUCACAAGAUAUUUUACUCAACCAGGAUACCGUCGUUGGAGCACAGCAUUUUUCAACUCCAGCAAAUUUAAGGAUAUGACAAUUGAUGUCUAUAAAUCACUCUCAGAUAUUAGGCUUCGUUGUGAGGAGCUUGUUGGUUUAAGGAUUGACAUCCUUGUCCAUGGGAUGGAGUCACUCAAGGGCCGCAAUGAAGAGCUCCAGCAGGACAGGAAUACUGCCCAUCUUUUAGAAGUUCAAAAUGCGUUAGGCUUGGGCUCAUGGACACCUGUGAUACAUCGCAAAAUGCUUGCUGAAUAUAGGACUCGUUUGUUCUAUGAACAUGAUGAAGAAGUAAUCUAUCAACAGAUGACUCAGAAAGAGAUUGAACAACUGCAAUGCACAAUUCCCUUUGCAGAUUGGGCUAAGCCAAAUUUCUCAAGUGUUCUCAUCCUUCGGGGAAUCAACAAUGAGAACCUGAGUCAGGGCAAGAUCCACAAUUGGUUAUCACCUCUUCCACUCCACCUGAUUAGCCAAUUUCACAAAGAUGGCGCUAAUCCACAGUAUCAUGCGUCCCAUAUAUUUGACCCUGCAGACCCUGCGUCAAGGUCAUUAUUCAAGGCUCUCCCCAUGAUUCUGCUUCAGCUCUUGUGGCCACAUCGAGCAAAUCUAGGCAGCAAUGUUGACGGACAAUAUGAGACAUUAAUGGCGGCCCUUCACGAUUAUAUUGCUUGCCCAUUGUCGCGGAGUGAUGAAAAAGCUCAAGCACUUGGCAAUCUUGCGGCACAUGUAAUUGGUUUUUACAAGGGACAGAGGUGCCCAGUAUACAUUGUACUGGACAGGGUAGACCAGUGCAGUGAGCAUUACGAGCUGAUGAGCAUUCUUGUCAACAAGAUUAUCAAAGGAGCACCCUGUCCUGUAAAAGUGCUUCUUGUAGCUGGUUCAAUGAACUGGCCAACUCAAAGUUUCUUUCGGUUUGAUCUCCCCGUGCACAUACAGGAAAUUGUCAUGAAACAGAAAUUUCUGGAUGAUAAUGACUAUUAG